Aspergillus tanneri is the source of this 8054-nucleotide messenger RNA. Its product is annotated as Nonribosomal peptide synthetases (NRPS). The transcript is spliced from 4 exons. The record is from RefSeq and is a predicted model, not a curated record. Gene Ontology annotation, molecular function: catalytic activity. The annotation marks the transcript as partial. NCBI's taxonomy places the organism in Eukaryota, Fungi, Ascomycota, Eurotiomycetes, Eurotiales, Aspergillaceae.
AUGAAAAUUAAGACGACUCAUUCUCAAAAGCUUCAACUGCUGUCUGCUUGGCGCCACGAAAACAUCCACUCGUUAUUGCAAACGGCGUGGGCCUUACUCCUACACUGCUAUACCGGCUCUAAUGAUGUAUGCUUCGGCUACCAGUAUUUUGAUUCCUCAGACACUGGAGACUUGUCGACAGUCAGUCUUACCAUUAAUGAGGAUGAUUCUGUCCUAGCAAUCCUGCAAAAUGUUACAGGAAAAUAUCAUCUUAUUCAAGACCCUGGCAUGCGUACAGUGCCGAAUGUUGUGCAUGACAGCUACAUGCUAUAUAACACCACUCUAAUGAUACGCGUUUGUGAUUCCACACAAAACUCCACAAGUGCUCAGGCGCAGUCGGUUCUAGCCAUUGCACUACCAGAUAAAUCCCGUGUUAGACUCCAUGUGAAACUGCUGGAGAAAGAUAUCAGCAUGUUCUUAGAAUGGUGGAGUGAUGAGAUAUCUACAGAGCAGAUCAAAAGCGUAGCCAAGUACUUCGAGAAAGCGUUGGCACAAAUUAUUUCUGAAGACGAUGUUGCAGUGAAGGAGCUGGAUGGGAUCUCGGAAAGUGACUGGUCUCGCGUCUGCAAGUUCAAUUCAGUCAUCCCGGAGAGUCUUGACCGUUGUAUCCACGAAGUCAUUCGGGAGCAGGCGCUUCUUCAUCCAGAGAACGAGGCAGUAUGCGCCUGGGAUGGAAGCUUGACUUAUAAGGAGCUGGAUAUUUUGGCUUCUCGGGUAGCAUACUGCCUUCAAGAGCAGGGAGUUGGGCCCGAGAUUCGCGUCGCUCUCUGCUUUGAUAAGUCUAAAUGGAACAUCGUCGCAAUGCUCGGCGUUCUGAAAGCUGGGGGUGCUUUUGUGCCUCUUGAUCCGGCAUAUCCAACAUAUCGUGUACAAUAUUUGAUGCGACUAGUAAAAGCUAGUAUCUUAAUGUGCUCCAGGAAACAUGAAGAAAAUUUGAAAUAUCUUACACAAACGUUGAUACCGUUGGAUGGGGAAACCUUGGAACGGGUUCCAGCUUCGCCAGAGAAGGCAAACCCACAAGCCGAAGUUAAAAGCCACAAUGCAGCCUAUGUGAUAUUUACUUCCGGGUCAACGGGGGAGCCGAAGGGCACUCUGGUAGAACAUAGAGCAUACGUAUCUGGGGCUGUGGCUCAUGCUCCCCAGCUUCAUAUCAACGCUGACUCACGAGUACUACAAUUCGCAGCGCAUACAUUUGAUGCAAGUCUUAUCGAUAUCCUGACCACUUUGAUGCACGGUGCUUGCAUCUGCGUGCCGAGUGAGGAGCAAAGACUGAAUGAAGUUGUCAACGUGAUCAGAGAUAUGGAAGUAAAUCGUGCUUCACUGACACCAUCUUUCGUUGAUUUUAUCGAUAUUUCGAAAAUUCCAGGACUGAAGACACUCGUUCUAGCCGGAGAGGUAAUGUCUCAGUCGCAUUUGGACACCUGGUCAAGAAUUAAGCUUAUCAAUGCAUACGGACCUACCGAAUGCUCUGUUCAUGCAACAGCUAGCAAUAAAAUUACGCCAACUUCUGACUGUAGGGAUAUUGGGCUCCCUGCUGGGGUCCGUUGUUGGAUAGUGAACCCACAAUGCCAUGACCAGCUUGUUCCUGUCGGCUGUGUGGGUGAAUUGCUGCUAGAAGGACCAACACUUGCUCGAUGUUACAUAAACAGCACAGGAAAAACCGCUGAAGCCUUCAUUUACAAUCCAAGUUGGGCCAAGGCUGAGAAUGGAAGCCACUCAGACCGGAGAUUUUACAAAACUGGGGACCUGGUAAGAUAUAACUCUGACGCUGGCUCGCUAACCUACAUAGGAAGAAAAGACACGCAGGUCAAGCUCCAUGGACAAAGAAUUGAGCUAGGAGAGAUUGAAGACAACCUAAAUGCGGACCCAACAGUUAAACAUUGUCUAGUUUCCCUUCCAAAAUCUGGGUUCUAUGAGAGCAAACUAGUAGCGGUCAUAUCACUGUCUGAACAGUCAAAUGCUUCAUCGGAGUCAGAUGCAGUACCUUUGAGAUUGCGUCAGCAUUUAAAUAAGGCCGCGGUUGUUGCAGAAAUCCGCCAUCGACUAUCCUCACGACUGCCGACGUAUAUGAUUCCCAGUUCAUGGUUAUGUGUUGAAGCCCUGCCUCAGCUUGCAUCCCGCAAACUUGACCGAAAAGCAACCGCGACUUGGGUUGCAAAAAUGGAGAACGACCCGGAAAUUGGGGUGGCCAAGCUCAGCAUUGACUCUAACGAGGGGAUUAUUCGCUCUGAAAAUUUAGCAGAGGAUCGACUAGCUUCGAUCUGGUCUCGCGUGCUCAACAUUCCUAAGAGUCAUAUUAGUCUCGACGAAAGCUUUCUUAGUUUAGGCGGAGAUUCGAUUGCUGCGAUUACCUGCAUGGGAUUUUGCAAAAAACAAGGCAUUGGCAUUACCGUGCAAGAGGUGCUUCAAAGCAAAUCCAUCAAAAACUUGGCAACGCAGGUGACGGAGAUCAAUCAUGUCACAGUCUACGAAGAAACUGUUGAGCAAACAUUUGACCUUUCGCCAAUACAGAAACUCCAUUUUAUGAUGAGAAAGGAACGUCAAGGUUACUUCAACCAGGGCGUUUCUACUCGCUUGAAUCAGCCCAUUGGCGAGCGUGACCUCCGCAAUGCUAUCGAGGCUCUUGUUAAACGUCACUCAAUGCUUCGGGCUCGAUAUACGAGUACUGGAACAAGAAUUAAGCAGCGUAUUACUGAAGAAGUCGCUGGUUCCUACUGCUUACGCACACACAACGUUGGCUGGCAGGACGACAUUGAACAGGCCAUUGCAGACAGUCAGCUAUGCAUUAAUGCAUUUGUGGGCCCAACGAUGACAGUGGAUCUCUUUCAUGUCGAUGGCGGGGAGACUAUUCUGUCGAUGAUUGCGCAUCAUUUGGUGGUUGACAUUGUUUCGUGGAGGAUCAUCCUGGAAGACUUGGAGGAUUUCUUGUUAAAUCCACAACAAGAUACGCCUGGAAAUGGCUCUCUUCCAUUUCAGACAUGGUGCAGGCUGCAGGAAGCUCAAUAUCACGAGGCAGAGACAACAAAAAGCGUGGACCCGGGAAGUGUUCCACCUCCAGAAUUUGCGUACUGGGGAAUGGAGAGCCAUCAUACUACGUACGGAGACGUGGAUUGUGAAACCUUUGAAAUCAGCCCUGAAGAAAGUGCUUCGCUCCUGAUGGAAUGCCACCAAAGCCUCCAGACGGAGCCAAUUGAUCUAUUCCUCGCUUCCCUUCUACAUGGAUUUCGACAAACAUUCACUGAUCGACCCUUGCCUGUGAUCUAUAACGAAGGUCACGGGAGGGAAGUCUGGGACCCUGCAAUAGAUAUUUCGCGCACAGUAGGAUGGUUUACUAUCUUGCAGCCUAUCUUCUUGUCACAUAUUGCCAUGGAUGACCCUGUCGACGCGGUUAUACAGGUAAAAGAUCUUCGUCGCCGUGUUUCAGAUAAUGGACGACAAGCUUUCACACGCCGUGCUAUCCAAAACAACCACCAUUGCCCAAUGGAAAUCACAUUUAAUUACGUCGGUCAACAUAGGGAUCUCCAGAGAAAAGAUGGACUAUUUCAGCUUAUAAAUCAGAUGGCUGGAGAGACUGGUCGAGGCGGAGGAGCUGCAGACUUUGGAGAAGAAACUCCUCGAUUUGCGCUGUUCGAAAUAUCGGCAGUGGCGUUGCUGGGAAGUCUGCGCUUCACCUUCACUUUCAACAGAUACAUAGAGCACCAAACAUCAAUCCGAACCUGGAUAUCAACCUGCCAGAGCACGCUGAAAUACCUAGGGGCGAAGUUGCGAUCUCUUAAGCCAAGACCUACUUUGAGCAGCUUCCCAAUGCUUCCGCUCACCUACAGGGAGCUUGAGACAAUCUUAUCGAAUAAACUACCAAGCAUUGGAAUCCACUCGUCAGAUUUGGUGGAAGAUAUUUACCCUUGCUCACGUAUGCAAGAGGGUAUCUUGCUUAGUCGUUCUCGUGAUGAAGGCCUCUAUGCCGUACAUGAUACAUUGGAAGUAAAGGGCCUAGGAUGCACGCCCGAUGCUAAUCACCUCGCUCUUGCGUGGCAAAAGGUCGUUUCACGACACCCAAUGCUACGAACCAUCUUCGUGGAAAAUUUCACUAGCCAGAACUUGUUCUGCCAAGUUGUUCUGAAGAAUUUUGAUUCGCGUCCUAAUUUUGUGAGGUGCCUGAAGGACCAUGAAGUACUGGCCACCUUGGAUGAGCAACAGCCGAUGGCUUACCACAAACACCAGCCGCCUCAUCGACUAACAAUCUGUGAAACUGAGACAGGAAGGCUAUUUUGUAGGAUUGAGAUAAGCCAUAUAUCCAUGGAUGGCUCGUCGAUUUCUAUCAUCCUUCGAGAUUUGCAGUUGGCGUAUGGUGGAAAGCUUGAUGAUCGCAGACCAAUGUUUAAGAAUUUCAUAAGCUACUUGCAGAACGUUCCACAGCAAAACACGCUUGAAUACUGGUGUUCAUACUUGUCAAAUUUCAAACCAUGUCAUUUACCUCUGUUGAAUGACGGCAUGUCCACCUCAAAGCAGCUGCGAACUAUGCGGCUGAACCUAGGCUUCUCUGAGGAACUCCAGAAAGUUUGUGAACAAGAUAGAUUGACUUUAUCAACUGCGUUUAGUACUGCGUGGGGGCUUACUCUUCGCUCUUUCUGUGGCACCGAUGAUGUCUGCUUUAGCUACAUAACAUCUCUAAGAGACGUUCCUGUCGAAGACAUAGAGCUAGUUGUUGGACCGGUCAUCAGUCUGUUACCAUGUCGAAUGAACGCUUCGGGGAACCUCCUUCUUAGUGAUAUCCUACAUCAAGUCCAGAAAGACUACAUGGAACAAGUGCCCCAUAAACAUGCAUCGCUAAUUGACAUUCAACAUUCCCUGAAGCUCUCGGAUACAACGUUGUUCAAUACAGGUAUAUCCUUCAGGCAGCUGCCACGGUUCAGUGACACCAAAGAAUGGAUAGAAUUUCUCGAAGUCGGAGCAAUUUAUGAUCCUGCAGAGUUUCCUGUUUUUAUUAACAUUGAAGUUUCAGACGAUGAAAUACGCAUUGAUCUGAACCACUGGACAACUGCUUUGUCAGAUGGACAAGCAAAGAGUGUCGCCUCUACUUUCAUCAAAUCAUUGGAGAAUAUCAUUCACCACAAGAGCAAAAACAUUGGAUUAAUAGACGGAAUGAAUGAUUGGACUCAACAGCAAAUUGCAACGUGGAACAGCAAAAUCCCACAGAAAGUUGAUGGGUGCAUCCAUGAGGUUCUUGAAGAUAAGGCUAGUUUGCAGCCAGACUCCAUGGCAGUCGCGAGUUGGGAUGGAAAUCUUACUUACUCCAAGCUCAAUGAACUGUCCUCGGUCCUUGCUACCUACCUGACAGGGCUUGGUGUUAGCCCAGGAGCUUUGGUUCCGCUUUAUUUAGGCAAAUCAACAUGGCACAUUGCCUCUAUACUGGCAGUGAUCAAGGCUGGUGGUACCUGUAUCCCAAUGGACGAGUAUUGCAUACAGGGCAGUUUUGAUCAAUGGUUUAUUGACAGUCGAGUACAAGUCGCCCUUACAAGUCCAACCACAACACAUAUGCUCGAGGGCACAAUACCCUAUGUUAUCCCCGUGGGUAAAUCUCUCUUUGAAUACCUCCCAAAAUCUACUGCAGAGAACAGCUUCCCUGUUCAGCCAUCGGAUGAUGCCUAUGUGAUAUUUACUGCACAGAAGACUCGGCCUGUUGUUCUCAACCACACUGUGAUACUUUCCAGAGCAAAAGCAUUCGCCGAAGCUCUUGACAUGGACCAGAAGACAAGAAUGUUCCAAUUCUCUUCACCUACUUCUGAUAUGUUUGUCCAGGAGCUUUUUGGAACACUUCUGCACGGUGGAUGUCUUUGCAUCCCAUCUGACAGCGAUGUUGGGAAUCUUUCGGCGUCAAUAAAUGCAUCCCAAGCAAAUUGCAUCAGUAUCACGCCAUCAAUUGCUUCUUCCUUGUUACCCUCCAGUAUUCCUGAAGUCCAGGUCCUUGCCUUGUACGGGGAAGGUGCAAUAAAGAGGCUCACUGAAACGUGGUCGCCAAAGGUUCGACUACAUACUUUCUACGGUAGCGCUGAAUGCUCCUCAAUUUGUGUUCAUAAUUCAGCUUGCGACGUAUCUUCCGAAGUGCCCCAUGUUGGAUCAAGUCUGGGUUGCAUCUCCUGGCUUGUUGACCCUCACGAUCAUGAUAUACUGCUUCCUAUAGGAUGCGCUGGCGAAUUAGUGGUAGAAGGGCCAAUUGUCUCUCAUGGAUACCUUGAUAAGGAGCAGCAACCACUUAAAAACUUCUUUGAGAAUCCUAAAUGGAUUUCUAAUUUUAAGAACACGCCAGUAAAUAGAGAGGAGACUAUUCACCAGGUGAACUCUCCUCGACGGAUGUUCAAAACCGGUGACUUGGCUCGCUAUAAUUCAGAUGGCACACUGGUGUAUCUAGGAAGAAAAGACAAAGAAACCUCUUCUCAGUCUGAGAUAAGCAAGUGGAAAUUAGAGCAGCACAUAAGCGCGCUGCUCCCAGCUCAAUAUCAUUGUGCCGUGGAGACGAUAAAUUAUCCUAACAAGCAGGCAAUUGCCGACAAUCACUCUGUUUUCAUAUUUUUUGAGAACACCAAUUCGAAAGCCAGCAAAGAUAAUUACAGGUUAAUUUCUCAAACGUCACCUCAGUUCUACGAUGUUAUCGCUACGCUUCACACCAAGCUAUCGCGUUCUUUGCCGUUGAACCAAGUUCCGAGUUUGUAUUUUCCAGUGGCUGAAAUGCCACUCACGUCAUUCGGCAAAUUGAACCGUUUGGCAUUGAGAAACUGUGCCCUGGAACUUCCUGAUGAUGUCCGACUUGGGUUUCAUGUCAACAAAUUCAAUGAGUUUUGGCGACUUGCGUUGGCUGGUUCUGCGCCAAAUCAAUUUCCUCCGGUCUCUAUCAAGCAGGGACAUAAGACGAACACAUCAUGGUCCAGGCCAAUAAAAUUACGUCCCGCCGGAAAGACUGCAGUUUUAGCUGCGUGGGCGUUGGCUUUAUAUGGCUACACAGCAUCUAGAGAUGUAUGCUUCGGACAGUUGCUGCUGGAGCCUGAGAUAAGCAACACAGUAGUACCGCGGAGGUUCCAUAUUGACGAAGCAACUCCGAUAAAUGAAUUCCUUGGUAAUAUCAACCAAGCCUUAGCAGUUUCCCAACCUUUCCAAAAAGGUGGGCUCCAACGAAUUCGGAAUCUCAGUGCAGACAGCACACGUGCAUGCAAUUUCACCAACCUGCUUUGGAUAUCAGAUGCAAGUAAAGAAAGGCAAAGGACAUGUCAGGACAUAUUUGACGCUAAUGCCAAAAUCCAAGAUGAGUCUCUGGCUUACCCGUUAAUACUGUGCAUCAAUUCAGGUGAAGACAUGGAAGUCAGUGCUCGGUACGACCGAGGAGCACUAUCUGCCUCCCACAUUGAGCGAAUUAUAUCCCGGUUCAUGGACUAUCUCGACUUUUUGAACUCAGCAUCCAAGACACAAGACACAAUAAGCUGUAUGGCAAUUUUCGAAGGCCAAAACAUAUACACCAUUAGCACUGAUAUGGAUUACUGGAAGAAGUCUCUGGCUGAUGUUGAGCCGUGUCUUUUCCCCUCCUUGUGUUCGGAGACGCCUCAAGGAAGCUUUGGCUUCACUGAACUGGAACUCAAAUCCGUCCCAGAUAUACACAAAUUGAGCCAAAGUGUCGGGUCCAGCACCAAGUGUCUCCUUCAAGUUAUUUGGGGCUUGGUUCUGAGGUGUUACACAGGCAUGGAAGAUGUGUGUUUUGGAUAUUGCCCUUCAAUUACCGAUAAGUUUUCAAAUGGCCAAGAUUGCACCAAAGAACCUUCAUUUGAAGACGCCCUUGUCUGCAGAUUAUGUCUAAAUGACGAUAUUAAAAUUGCGGAGGCUGUUCAAACGAGGAAACAGGAAUUUGAAACAAUGUUGCUCCAUCCUAUUUUUCUUGCUCAGAUCCAGAAAGAGCUUGGGUUUCACGAAACCACUUUCUUCAAUACAAUCUUCAAAUUCGAGGAAGUCUCGAGUGUCUCUGACCGGCU